This is a messenger RNA of Cyphellophora attinorum, 315 nucleotides long. RefSeq names its product Vacuolar ATPase assembly integral membrane protein vma21. Lineage: Eukaryota; Fungi; Ascomycota; Eurotiomycetes; Chaetothyriales; Cyphellophoraceae. The transcript has 2 exons. The record is from RefSeq and is a predicted model, not a curated record. The coding region runs from base 1 to 315 and encodes 104 amino acids.
AUGGCGACGUACCGUUCCAAUGCCAGCUAUGAUACAUCAGAGAAGCCCAUCCUGUCACCAGCACAAGGCGGCGCCCCACCGCCUCCGUCCGACACUUCGCCAGCCGUGCCCUCCGAUGUCAUCUACAAACUCCUUGGCUUCACACUCAUAGGCAACGCGACGUAUGCAGGCGCAUUUGCAGCAGUGAUGGCCAAUGUGGUGUUGAUCGCGUACAUCGUCGUGGCGAUGCGGGAGGAUACAGGAGGCGACGCUGGCCGUCCUGGCGGUGGCUAUAAGGCCGGGAAGAUCGUGGACGGUAGCAAGAAAGGGCAGUGA